UUUUUACCUUGCACCUGGCCAUAGCAACUUAUUUAGCGGUUUACUUUCAAGCCGUAAUUAAUAUUUGAUGUUGAUGAUCACAGGAGUUCCGAACUAGACUAAAGAUCUAGAAUCUAGAUUUACUUAGCCCAGUGAAAGUUUGAUAAACAAAAUAUGGCAGAAAAUUCGAAUAGAAACGCCGCUUGUAAGCCUCAAUUUGAAAACCCCUGCCCUCCCAACAUAAAAAAAGCUUGUCCUGCACAGAAUGAGAAAGAAACAAAAACUGAGACCGAGUCCUGUCCUAAAACGGAAGAUAAGACAGAAGUCAAAGAAAAAAAAUGUAGAUUCAACCCUGGUUUUGAUGCUAGAUUUCCUAAUACAAAUCAGACCAGGAGAUGUUGGCAGAACUAUGUUGACUACUUUCGCUGUCAUGAAAGGUAUGGAGAAGAACAUGAGCCAUGUGAAUAUUUCAAAAAAGUUUAUAAAACUUUAUGCCCAGACUUUUGGAAUGAACAGUGGGAUGAUCAGAGAGAGAACAAUACUUUUCCAUGGCCACACAGGAGGUAGAGAGUAACAGAAAGAACCAGCAAGUUUUCACAAUUUCAAUUACUUUUUAACUUUUUUCAGAUUGAAUAAAGACAAAAUAUUUU
This is a messenger RNA of Physella acuta, 629 nucleotides long. RefSeq lists its product as uncharacterized. NCBI's taxonomy places the organism in Eukaryota, Metazoa, Mollusca, Gastropoda, Physidae. The record is from RefSeq and is a predicted model, not a curated record. Gene Ontology annotation, cellular component: mitochondrion; respiratory chain complex IV.